Messenger RNA from Porites lobata, 420 nucleotides. The record is from the annotation of a GenBank genome assembly. Lineage: Eukaryota; Metazoa; Cnidaria; Anthozoa; Scleractinia; Poritidae.
AUGUCUUGGUGUCGUCCACUUACUAAGAAGUAUGAAGGUUUUAAUGGUGUAGACAGUGCCCGGAUUUUCCUUUUUUCCUCAUUUGUUGUGUCGAGAUAAAGUUGCUGGCUACAAACUUUAAAACCUUGCCGGAUAUGGACAAACAAACUUCAAGCUGUUUAAGGCAAAGAUGGUGAUAAACAUGAUGAUGAUGAUGAUGAUGAUGAUGAUAGUGACGAUGAAGAAGACGAAAACAAUGGCGAUGAUUAUGAUGAUAAUGAUGAUGAUGGCGGUGGUGAUGAUAGUGAUGAUGAUGAUAACGAAGAUGAUGAUUAUGUUAAUAAUGGAGAUGGUGAAUAUGACGUUUUUGAUGGUAAACACUGCUUACCCCUCCUCCUAUGGCCCAAGCAGCCACAGUUGACUGUCCAGCACACCUCAUGA